This is a messenger RNA of Morus notabilis, 3200 nucleotides long. RefSeq names its product probable glutamyl endopeptidase, chloroplastic. Bases 19 to 2898 code for a protein of 959 amino acids. Lineage: Eukaryota; Viridiplantae; Streptophyta; Magnoliopsida; Rosales; Moraceae. The record is from RefSeq and is a predicted model, not a curated record. The transcript has 11 exons. Gene Ontology annotation, molecular function: serine-type endopeptidase activity. Gene Ontology annotation, biological process: proteolysis.
UCAAACAAACAUCAUCGAAUGAUGCGCAUUCAUAAACUCUAUCUUCGUCUCUCUCUCCUCUCCCUCUCUCCCCUUUCUCUCUCUCUAAAACCUUCUCAAUUCUCCCCUCUCUCCGCCCCCUCCCGCCGCAGCUCCGUCGCCGUCCGGAACGCCGUCUCCAUGGCCGGCUCCUCCACCAGGCUUCGUAACCUCGUCCCCGUCAACGCCGUUGUCGCGGAGAACGGCGGCAAUGGCGGGGCCUCCAAUGGCUCUGCUUCUUCUUCGGCUUCUGCUACUCUUGCCGAGGAUGAAGAUGAGUUGACGGCGGGAGUUGGAUAUCGCCUUCCUCCACCAGAGAUUAAGGAUAUUGUUGACGCUCCACCACUUCCUGCAUUGUCAUUCUCGCCAUUCAGGGACAAAAUACUGUUUCUCAAGCGGAGAUCUUUACCUCCUUUGGCAGAACUAGCAAGGCCAGAAGAAAAGUUGGCUGGUAUUCGAAUUGACGGAAAAUGUAAUGCAAGGAGUCGUAUGUCAUUCUACACGGGCGUUGCGAUCCAUCAGUUAAUGCCUGAUGGUACCCUAGGCCCAGAGAGAGAGGUUCACGGCUUCCCUGAUGGUGCUAAGAUCAAUUUUGUUACCUGGUCACCGGAUGGUAGGCAUUUGUCCUUCAGCGUCAGAGUUGAUGAGGAGGAUAACAGUAGUAGCAAGCUUAGAGUAUGGGUUGCUGAUGUGGAAACAGGGAAAGCUAGACCUUUGUUUGAGAAUCCAGAUAUCUAUCUGAAUGCAGUUUUUGACAAUUAUGUUUGGUUGGAUAACUCAACUCUAUUAGUUUCCACCAUACCCUUGUCUAGGAGAGACCCUCCAAAGAAACCCAUUGUUCCCUUUGGCCCGAAGAUUCAAUCUAAUGAGCAGAAGAAUAUUAUUCAAGUUAGAACUUUCCAGGAUUUGCUCAAGGAUGAGUACGAUGCAGACUUGUUUGACUACUAUGCCACAAGUCAACUCGUUUUGGUUUCCUUGGAUGGGGUAGUUAAGGAAGUUGGCCCGCCGGCUGUAUAUACAUCUAUGGAUCCCUCCCCUGAUCAAAAGUAUAUUUUGAUCAGUUCAAUUCACCGGCCAUACUCUUUCAUUGUACCAUGUGGAAGAUUUCCCAAGAAGGUAGAUGUUUGGACAGCUGAUGGAAGGUUUGUUAGAGAGUUCUGUGAUCUGCCCCUUGCAGAGGAUAUUCCAAUUGCCUUCAACAGUGUGCGAAAAGGGAUGCGCUCCAUAAACUGGAGAGCCGAUAAACCAUGUACUCUUUACUGGGUUGAGACUCAAGAUGGAGGAGAUGCUAAAGUUGAAGUUUCUCCACGUGAUAUAAUUUAUACACAGUCUGCCGAGCCACUUGAAAGUGAAGAGCCAGAAGUCCUGCACAAGCUUGAUCUUCGUUAUGGAGGCAUCUCCUGGUGUGAUGAUUCGCUGGCUUUAGUUUAUGAAUCAUGGUAUAAAACACGGAGAAUAAGAACAUGGGUGAUUUCUCCUGGAUCAAAGGAUGUCAGCCCUCGUAUCCUGUUUGAUAGGUCAUCAGAAGACGUUUACUCUGAUCCUGGGUCACCCAUGCUGCGGAGAACUCCUUCCGGGACUUAUGUCAUUGCGAAGAUAAAGAAGGAAAAUGAUGAAGGCACUUAUGUUUUACUAAAUGGAAGUGGUGCUACACCAGAAGGAAACAUGCCAUUCCUAGAUUUAUUUGACAUAAACACAGGACAGAAAGAACGUAUAUGGAAAAGCGACAAAGAAAUAUAUUAUGAGACCGUUGUUGCCUUAAUGUCUGAUGAGAAGGAAGGAGAUCUACUCAUUGAUCAGUUGAAAAUAUUGACGUCCAAAGAGUCAAAGACCGAAAACACCCAAUAUUAUCUACUGAGCUGGCCAGAAAAGAAAGCAUGUCAAAUCACAAAUUUCCCUCAUCCUUAUCCACAGUUAGCAUCAUUGCAGAAAGAGAUGGUCAGGUACCAGAGAAAGGAUGGAGUUCAACUUACAGCAACUCUAUACCUUCCACCUGGAUAUGAUCCGUCAAAAGAUGGGCCCCUUCCAUGCCUGAUAUGGUCUUAUCCCGGGGAGUUCAAAAGCAAAGAUGCUGCUGGCCAAGUCCGUGGCUCUCCUAAUGAAUUUGCUGGCAUUGGUCCCACAUCAGCCCUCCUUUGGCUUUCUAGAAGGUUUGCUAUUCUUUCGGGACCAACAAUUCCGAUUAUUGGCGAGGGUGAUGAAGAAGCUAAUGAUAGAUAUGUAGAGCAAUUGGUUGCUAGUGCAGAAGCUGCUGUGGAGGAAGUUUUACGUCGUGGAGUGGCUCAUCCGAACAAAAUUGCUGUUGGAGGACAUUCUUAUGGUGCAUUCAUGAGUGCAAACCUCUUGGCACAUGCCCCUCAUCUCUUCUGUUGUGGAAUUGCUCGCUCUGGUGCUUACAACAGAACACUCACUCCUUUUGGUUUUCAGAAUGAGGACAGAACCCUUUGGGAGGCUACUAAUACUUACGUCGACAUGAGUCCUUUCAUGUCAGCUAAUAAAAUCAAGAAGCCAAUUUUGCUAAUCCAUGGAGAAGAAGAUAAUAACCCAGGAACUUUAACCAUGCAGUCGGAUCGUUUUUUCAAUGCUCUGAAAGGUCAUGGAGCUCUUUGCCGCCUUGUGAUUCUUCCUUCCGAGAGCCAUGGAUACGCCGCACGUGAGAGCAUCAUGCAUGUGCUCUGGGAAACUGAUAGAUGGUUGCAGAGAUACUGCGUGUCAAAUGCUAGUGAUGUAAAUGUAGAUGCUGAUGGGAGCAAAGAGAGUUCUGGUGCAGGAGCUACAGAUUCUGAAACCAAAACAGUUGCUGCCAGUGGAGGUGGAGGUGCAGAGAUGUCAAAUUUUGACGAUGAAGGAUACAACUUGGGGCCAAGGUCAUUAUUGUGAGUAAAUUGCCCGUCUGUUUGGCUGCCAAGAAUCAAGGCUGGAACACCGAGAUGCUGCUAAUUUUUUCUCCAUGAAACUUCAUGAUAGCCUGUAAUCUAUGUGCACACCAAAUUAUUGUAUGGCCCCCAAAUUUUAGAGCACAACCCAGUGGCAAAUUGCUUGAUGAGCACCUAUGACUUGCUCCCUGGAGGAAGGGGUCUCUGCUGAGUGUUUUCAAUAAAAAAGCUCUUUGGGAAAAAUUAUUUUUACACUACUGUUCACUCUAACAAUGCAAGAGCUUAUUAUGUUCAUGAUUUUAUGGA